Messenger RNA from Prunus armeniaca (apricot), 228 nucleotides. The record is from the annotation of a GenBank genome assembly. NCBI's taxonomy places the organism in Eukaryota, Viridiplantae, Streptophyta, Magnoliopsida, Rosales, Rosaceae.
AUGGUCGGAUCCCUGCAUACUAAACGCAGGUACAUGCAAACAUCUGAAGGCAACUGGCGAAUGGGGAAACUAGCUAACCAUAUAAGCAAAUAUGUCGGGGAGGUGGCUGGGUUUGGGUAUCCUGGUCAGCCACUUGUAUACUCGACACAGGUACAUGCAAAGAAACGAGAAACUGUCCAACCACUUGUGCAGACAAAUCGGGCUGGUGACUGGGGAAAUAUAGGUUAG